AGAAGAACUUUGAGGAGAAUAUUAUUAAUUUUAAAUUAUUUAUAAUAUUUUUUAGAAAAUAAAUCAUAAAUAUAAAUUUGUUCAAUCAUAGGGAAGCCGGGCAUCCCUAAUUCUGAAUAUGAGACAUUCACAAGUCACUUUCUUCCUGACAUAUUUAAAAUUCAGAAUCCAAGCAUUUGAUGGAAAUUGUAUUUUCGUUGAUUGUUUUUCUAUCUCUCCCAGAAGCUUGCACAUGAUAUCGUCUUAUUCGUAUAUCUAAUCCCAUCUCUCUAGUCUCUUCUCUUCAAAGUUCCCCUCUUCGUCGUCUGAAUAUCAUCAAUCGUCAAUUCGGUUGACAUGGUAACCAAGUUAUUCUAAUGCAGUCGUCAUCUCAAGUACAUAUUCAUUCCGCAUAUUCUUCGCCAUCCACCGCAGCCACCUGCAAAAGAGUCUCUUACCUGACUGCUUCCUACGACUUUCUCUGCCGUCUCAUAGAUUUACGAGUAAUUUCUUGCAACAGGCGACUUCUUUAGAGCAAUUACUUGCUCAUUCAAUGCUUUUAGCUGCUGAUCCUCAUUCGGCUAUUGAUAUUGAUAAACUCGUUGGUUGGUUGAUUGCUCAAUCCGAGCAAACAAGCGGAUGUCCUGAAAGCUUCUGUCUUGUAGAUGUCAAUGAUAAUGACGUUUAUCAUAAAUCUCAUAUCGCGAAUGCUUAUCAUUAUGAUCGAAUAAUGCUCUCUCGUCUUGUAUACGAAACACCAAUUCUUGCACAGGCACGAGCCGAAGGACAUCUUUUAGUUAUUUAUGGACGAGAAGCUGAACGAGUUGCUAAAGUUUUAUUUCAACGGGGAUUUAAGACUGUUUUACUGAAAGGAAACACUGCACAAUUCAAGGAACAAUAUCCAUGUCUCCUGGAGCCUUCAAUUGACUUCGUAAAGCUCAAAGAAAUUUAUGAAAAGAAAAAGAAUUCUGUAUUUGGAGGUCGUCUGUGGAGAAGUACUUCAGCUUCACGAAUCAAAUCUGUAACACGAGACGAGAGAGCUGAAAAGUCGAAAAAAGUGAACAGCAGGCCAACGAGCCAAUCUAGGAAACCAUGGCUUUAGGCGUAUAAUUUUUGAUUGAACACUGUGAUUACUUAUCCUGUUUUAAUAUAUCUUAUCGGUGAACUACAUCAGUAAAACAUUCUUCGCAUUA
Molecule: messenger RNA, 1172 nt
Organism: Caenorhabditis elegans
Lineage: Eukaryota; Metazoa; Nematoda; Chromadorea; Rhabditida; Rhabditidae
Gene: ceph-41
Product: Rhodanese domain-containing protein
Exons: 3
Coding region: 533-1081 (182 amino acids)
Cellular component (GO): centrosome
Source: RefSeq, marked reviewed